ACGAUGAAAUUUGGGUGGAGAAUAAUCGUGGGCACCAUAGUUGGAUUCCUAGGAUCAGCAUUUGGGACAGUGGGAGGUGUUGGUGGGGGUGGCAUAUUUGUGCCUAUGCUUACCCUUAUUAUGGGAUUCGAUGCAAAAUCAGCAACAGCAAUAUCAAAAUGCAUGAUUACUGGUGGAGCAACAGCAACUGUUUUCUACAACUUGAGGCAAAGACACCCCACCCUUGACUUGCCAGUGAUUGACUAUGACUUAGCACUUCUUUUUCAACCAAUGUUGAUGCUUGGAAUCAGUAUUGGAGUUGCUUUCAAUGUCAUUUUUCCUGAGUGGAUGCUAACCAUUUUGCUAAUAAUAUUUUUCGUUGGCAUUUCAGUUAAUGCCUUCUUCAAGGGUGUUGACACAUGGAAAAAGGAAACCAUUAUGAUGAAGGAAGCUAAGAUGCAAUCACAGAUAAAUGAUAAUGGAAGGACUGAAGAUGCUGCACAUUAUGUUCAAACAGAAGACCUGGUCAAUGACAGUCAAACCACCACCAAUGAAUCAAAGACAAAAGUUUCUCUUAUAGAAAAUAUUCGAUGGAAAGAACUUGGACUUCUUUUUGCUGUCUGGUUCAUUAUACUUGCAUUAGAGAUAGGAAAAAAAUACACAACAACUUGCUCAACGGUAUAUUGGGUAUUGAAUCUAUUGCAGGUUCCGGUUGCUGUAGGAACAAGUUCAUAUGAGGCUGUGCGUCUAUACAAAGGGAAGAGAAUCAUAACAACGAAGGGAGAUGAACAAACACACUGGAAAAAGGUGCAAUUAAUUAUGCUUUGUGCAUGUGGCACAGUUGCUGGCACCAUUGCUGGUUUGCUAGGCCUUGGUGGAGGCUUCAUCUUGGGACCCCUUUUACUUGGACUAGGACUUCCUCCUCAGGUUUCAAGUGCUACUUCCACUUUGGCAAUGGCAUUUUCUGCAUCUGUGGCAGUCGUUGAAUAUUACCUUCUCAAACGUUUCCCUGUUCCUUAUGCACUUUACUUCGUAGCUGUAGCCACUGCUGCAGCACUUGUUGGGCAGCAUUUGGUGAAAAAGGUGAUUGCUAUACUGGGGAGAGCAUCGGUGAUCAUUUUCAUCCUUACCUUCACUCUUUCCAUUAGUGUAGUAUUACUUGGUGGAGUCGGCGUAGCAAAAAUGAUCAGAAGGAUUGAAAAUAAAGAGUACAUGGGUUUUGAAAAGCUUUGCACGUACAGUGUUAGAAAAUAA
Abrus precatorius (Indian licorice) is the source of this 1233-nucleotide messenger RNA. Its product is annotated as sulfite exporter TauE/SafE family protein 3-like. The transcript is spliced from 10 exons. Gene Ontology annotation, biological process: protein ubiquitination. Gene Ontology annotation, cellular component: membrane; Cul4A-RING E3 ubiquitin ligase complex. NCBI's taxonomy places the organism in Eukaryota, Viridiplantae, Streptophyta, Magnoliopsida, Fabales, Fabaceae. The record is from RefSeq and is a predicted model, not a curated record. Bases 4 to 1233 code for a protein of 409 amino acids.